GAGCUGCUGCCACUUGUGUUCAUGUUUGAGCUGCCCGUCACACCCACCCUGGUGCCGGUGCCGGACGUCACAUCCCCUUUUAUCCAGCAGCUGCAGCAGACGCACAAUGUCACCAUUAACUUCAAGCAACGCCCACGAUCCUACGCUACUACGGCCGUUGUCAGGGGUUCGGUCCAUGGGGCUAAGGGUGUCAAACAGGCGACUGCCUGCCUCAUGGAGCAGCUGACAGGAAAUAUAAGCCUGACAGUGUCCAUGCAGCUGGAAAUCGCCCCACAACAUCACAUGUUCAUCAUCGGGCGAGGGGGCUUCAACAUCAAACACAUCAUGCAGCAGACGGGGGCAAACAUCCUGUUUCCGGACCCUAACAUGGCCACUCCUCAACGAAAGGGAACUGUUUUUAUUCAUGGGAGCAUUGAGAAUGCCUUCCUGGCAAGACAGCAUUUGAUAUCUGUGAUUGUAAAAAGUAUUGAGCGGAAUGCAGCCAAUAUGUACCUGACAAGAGAGGUUCUGCUGGGGAUUAAGCCCGAUGUCAACAGCGCUUUUAUCGCAUACUUUGUGUGCGUUUUUAUCCUAGGUUUACUUAGCCCUCGGAUGCUGAGUGUCAGUACAACCAGUUUUUUGUUAAAUGGUCAGUCUCACAUGUCCAGCAUCAACCAGUCUAGCUGCCAGCCCAGUCCGGUCAUCAGCCCCAGCCAUUGGCUGAACCAGAAUCCACUGCCAGCCAUCUUUAGCCCUCUCAUGGUCGUCACACCAGCGACGGCACUGACUCCAAUGGAUGUGCUCAGCCCCAGCCGCGGCACUAACGGGUUCCGUCACGACUUCAGCAACAGUGCAUUUAUCAGAGUGCCCUCUGCACUUGAGCCAGGUCAUAGCAGUAACAACAGCAGCUCGACAAGCCCGACGCACUCAUCUUCGAACAGUCCUACCACUGUGGGUUUAUGCAAUACAGCAGCUGACCUGGCCAGUUUGCAGAAGUCAGGUACUCUUGGAGAGUACUCGUCCCACGAAGUUGCCGCCAACUUGUUGACGGGGCAGAUCCACCACCUCCACCACCACCACCACCAUCAACACAUGCACCAGAAUCAUCAUGUGCCACAGCAUCAGCACCCGCUUCAUCACCACCACCACUCCCAGCAUUCCCUGGAUGUCCUUGGAUUAAACAAAACAUCUUCAUUGACGCAGCUGAGCAGUUUAGCUCAGUGCUCUUCACCCACACCCAUGUUUAAUGGAAUCAACCAUUCUCAUGGGCACUUGAUGAAUGGAGACAAGCUACGAGAGUCCCCAGUGAGAGAUGAGGACCCAUCAGAGAAGCUAGCCCCAGGAAUUGAAAGAAAAAACAUGACAGCAUCCUCUCUCCUGUCCUCCCCUUUCCAGUUUGCCUUCGAUUAUGAACAGAAAAAGUUGUUGGCCAUGAAAGCCAUGCAGAAAAAGCCAGAAGGGGAAUCUCGAAUCCCAACUGACAUUUGGGCAGGAAUGGGUUUCUCAAAGUCAAUGCCAGAGUCUGCCAUUCGGGACAAGCUGGGACAAAUGGGCAUCAGUGCACGGGUCACAGACCCAUCCUUAAACAUGGGAUAUGAGGCCAACCGUCCGGAGAUUGACUUAAACAUUGACAAAGAUUUGUGGAACGAUGACAGAAGUCCAGAAAGAGGACUGACCACCAGACCUUUGAACAAGGCUCCAGGAGAGUACCCAAGUCCUCGCAAAAAAUUCCAGUAUCUGAGCCACAGCAACCACGCAGACAGCGCCAGCAUGCCCAGUAAAUGUAUGUGGACCACCAAGACAGACCUGGCCGAGUUGUUCAGUGCCCUUGGCCUGGGCAAGUACACAGAUCUGUUCCAGCAGCAGGAGAUUGACCUAUCUACGUUCCUGACCCUGUCUGACCAUGACCUGAGAGAACUUGGAAUUUCCACGUUUGGGGCCCGGCGCAAGAUGCUUUUGGCAAUUGCUG
Messenger RNA from Candidula unifasciata, 1948 nucleotides. The record is from the annotation of a GenBank genome assembly. Lineage: Eukaryota; Metazoa; Mollusca; Gastropoda; Stylommatophora; Geomitridae.